GCGCGGGGUACAUCUUGGACUGCCAUGCUGAAGAUUGCCUCGCUUCUGCUCGUCGCGCUGCCGGCAUCUACCCUGCCGGCCGAAACUGUCGACGACAUCAACCCGACCGCUCGCAGCACCACAUUUGCGCCCAAGCCCCCUCCCGUGCCCGACGUGGUCGACGACCCCGCCUGGCUGAUCGCCACCUCCGGCUUCUGCUCGAACCUCAACGUCGUCAUGAAGGAGCGCGACGUCGAGGCGAGCGAGACGGAGGGCGACACCGCGGCCCACUUCAUGGCCGACAUCGCCUUCAACUACUACCCGCAGACGGCGGUCAAGUUUACCGAUUUCCCUCACCACCUCGCGAAGACCAUCGAGGGCGACGCUGCAGAGGCGGACGCGCUGGUCUCAAGCGCGUGGGACCACAAGAACAUCGCGCUGCUCGAGCCGACGUCCACGUGCAGCCCGGAGCAGGGCGACCAGGCGUGGGGCAUCUCGGUCUUCAAGGUGGAGGAGCACCGCCACUGCAACGACGGCGAGACGGCGUGGAAGGGGCACCCCUGCGUCCACUACUCUGGCUACGUCUCGGCGGCGACGUCCAAUUUUGUCAACGUGAAUGAGGGGCGGUUCGUCUGCCAGCUGUUCGUCGACGCAUUUUAUGGGCCGAUGAUUUAUAGGCCGGUGACCCCAUUUUAGUUUGGAUGCCCCUCCGAGCUACAAGGGUGUAUGUCCGCUUUGCGCCAUUGUUGUGAGUUUGGGGAUUGUUGCCGCGGUUAGGCCGCCAACGACGUCGCUAUCACCCAGGUGCUGAGCAUGUCGGAGGGAUGGAAUCCGCGGGCGCAGCGUUCUUUUUCUUUUUCCGGUGUGCCGGUGUGUGGAGUGUGGUCCUCGCCAGUCUGCGCCCUUGUCGUGCCAGUGUGCUGUGAGAGAGGCUGGAUUCUAACAUUCUUUUUCCGAAGU
Molecule: messenger RNA, 939 nt
Organism: Emiliania huxleyi CCMP1516
Lineage: Eukaryota; Haptophyta; Isochrysidales; Noelaerhabdaceae
Exons: 2
Coding region: 25-675 (216 amino acids)
Source: RefSeq, a predicted model, not a curated record